AUGUGUUAUAUUUUGUCCGAUCAACAAUUAUGCGAAACAUUUGAUCAAUUAGAUACCGAUCAGGAUGGUCGUUUAAGUCGUGGUGAAAUAGCAGCAUUAUGGAGGAUAAUAAAUGUUGAACCAACAAGAGCUGAAUUGGAUUUGAUCUUUCAAGAAAUGGAUCCAAAUAAAACAGGUUCAAUUAAUAAAGAAAAUUUCGUGCGUUAUAUGAGUACACCACCAAAACAUCGAGUAAGUGCUAUCGAAUUGGAACAAUAUUUUCAAUUAUAUGAUAGUGAUGGCGACAGUGCUGUAACAGUCGACCAAGUAUUGAAAAUUCUGGAAAAAACGAUCAAAGUAAUAGAUCGGGAAUUGAUAGAAGCAAAGUUCCAAUUAGUCGAUACCAAUCAUGAUGGGCGAAUUUCAUUCGAUGAAUUUAUGAAUAUGAUAAAACAGUUUGAAUCCAUAGAACGAGGUUCGAUGUUGCAGUUUGACAUUGUUUGA
Cercopithifilaria johnstoni is the source of this 483-nucleotide messenger RNA. Lineage: Eukaryota; Metazoa; Nematoda; Chromadorea; Rhabditida; Onchocercidae. The record is from the annotation of a GenBank genome assembly.